This is a messenger RNA of Myxozyma melibiosi, 2135 nucleotides long. Its product is annotated as general substrate transporter. Gene Ontology annotation, molecular function: myo-inositol:proton symporter activity. The transcript is spliced from 2 exons. The record is from RefSeq and is a predicted model, not a curated record. Gene Ontology annotation, cellular component: membrane. Lineage: Eukaryota; Fungi; Ascomycota; Lipomycetes; Lipomycetales; Lipomycetaceae. Gene Ontology annotation, biological process: myo-inositol import across plasma membrane. Bases 118 to 1809 code for a protein of 563 amino acids.
CUAUCUUACUGCCGCAGCGUUGACAGACACAAACAUCAUCAUCCGUUUGGCCAUGCUAUCGCUCAUAUACAGCUAUCUAUAGCAUUUUGUACGUACAAAGUACCUUAUUUCAGAAAUAUGAGCUCGAUAGGCCGCGGCUCGGAAGCUGACUCUCAGCUGCUGGAUCACGACUCUCCACAGCUUGAGAGCAUUAGAGGCUCAACUUAUCUUACGGAGCAGCCACCAGUGCCCCUUAACGAUCCUUACUAUCAUGACACAAAUGGGCUGGUGGAUGGAGAUGUGAUUACAGAGGCAGAUGAAGCUGAUAUCGAAGACGGAGAGCCCAAUAUUCCGUUUAUUUUCCUUCUCACCAUUCUCGUAUCAUUCUCCGGAUUUCUGUUUGGAUACGAUACCGGGUACAUUUCCGACGCGUUAAUUGCCACAGGAACCGACUUGGGUCAUGAGAUUACACCUCGGGACAAAGAGCUGAUUACGUCUGCUACAUCUUUUGGCGCGUUUUUGGGUGCUAUCAUUGCAGGAACGCUUGCAGAUAUCUUAGGCCGGAAAUGGGUGACCCUGGGUGCCAACAUCCUCUUCAUCUUGGGCGCGUUGGUUCAAGCGGCUUCACAUUCGGUUGAGGCUAUGAUUGAGGGCCGUUUUAUAAUGGGUUGGGGAGUUGGUAUUGCCUCAUUGGUCGCGCCUCUAUAUAUUUCGGAAAUGGCACCGGGUCGCUAUCGGGGUAGAUUGGUCAUCAUCAAUCUGAUAGCCGUUACCGGAGGUCAGGUUAUUGCUUAUAUUCUUGGUGCGGUUCUUGGACAUCAGUGGAGAGUAUUGGUUGGGCUCGGAUGUUUUCCAGCGCUUGUUCAACUGAUUGUUUUCAUAUUCAUGCCGGAAACGCCGCGAUUCCUUAUCCGCUCAAACAAAAUCGAGAAGGCAAAGAAGGUGAUUAGAUCGAUUUACUCUGGCCGAGCAGGUCCUGUUGAGGAACAUUUGGUGGACAAAAAAGUUAAGCUUUUGUUGGAGUUCAAUCACGAAGAGCACGGUGAUAUUUCCCGGGUUCAAAGACUUGGAGUUGAGCUCCGAGAGAUUUUUGGUAUCCCGGCAUAUUUCCGUUCGUUGCUAAUCGCCUGCGGCCUUCAAGCGAUUCAGCAAGUGUGUGGAUUCAACUCGAUGAUGUACUUCUCUGCGACUUUGUUUGAGAUGGUCGGCUUCAAAGAUCCCGCUUUAGUGGCUUUAAUUAUAGCUAGCACAAAUAUGCUUUUUACAGUGGUUGCGUUCAACCUGAUCGAUAAAGUGGGAAGACGCCGCAUAUUGCUCUAUACACUCUGGGUUAUGGCAAUUAUGCUCGUCUUUACAGGAAUUGCAAUUUCGCAUGUUCUUGCUGAUAUUGCAGCUGAUCCUGAUUCACCGAGCCCGUGGGCCAAGAUUGUGAUUGUCACUAUGAUUGGCUAUGUGGCGUUCUAUGCGAUCGGAAUCGGCAACGUACCAUGGCAGCAGUCUGAGCUCUUCCCCAUGUCUGUCCGUGGAGUUGGGACAUCGAUGGCCACUGCUACGAACUGGGGUCUGAAUCUAAUAGUCAGUGGAACAUUUUUGACACUAAUGCAGAAGAUCAAGCCUGGUGGCACGUUUGUCUUGUAUGCAAUCAUGUGCUUGACUGGAGAAGCACUGGUCUACUUUUUCUAUCCAGAGACGUCGUAUUUGACCUUGGAGGACAUCCAAGGACUGUUUCAGGAUGGGUUUGGAGUCGAGCGAAGCAUUGCAUUGAGCGGAGAGGCCAAGAGACGGUACUACAUGAGUCUUGCUCACCCGGAUGAGCCGGAGUCAUUGUGAGGCGGGAUAAUAGUUUUGUACUUGUAUAGCAUCCGAGGUUGAUAGUGGGGUUUUUGGAGGGGUUUGCAUAAUGAUGAUAAUGGUGAUGAUAAAUCUUAUAAGUAUGCUGCAUAUGCUGAGCUAUGACAGACUUGGGAUGAUGAUAAAUCGCUACUCGCAGUCCAUAUAACAGCAAGUCUGCGCAUUCCAUGUGAAUGACGUGGAGUUCGGCUGCAAUCAGGAUAGUCGGCUACGGUGCGAAAGACGGAGGCUCUCGGACCGACUCCGCAAACAAAGCAAUUGUUUCUGGGCUCGGAAGAUCGGAGGACGGAGCGAAGCAGUGAACC